Messenger RNA from Melopsittacus undulatus (budgerigar), 2576 nucleotides. It is a transcript of the gene ALG6, whose product is annotated as ALG6 alpha-1,3-glucosyltransferase. The coding region runs from base 552 to 2285 and encodes 577 amino acids. Lineage: Eukaryota; Metazoa; Chordata; Aves; Psittaciformes; Psittaculidae. The transcript is spliced from 14 exons. Gene Ontology annotation, biological process: protein N-linked glycosylation. Gene Ontology annotation, molecular function: dolichyl pyrophosphate Man9GlcNAc2 alpha-1,3-glucosyltransferase activity. Gene Ontology annotation, cellular component: endoplasmic reticulum membrane. The record is from RefSeq and is a predicted model, not a curated record.
GCACAUGGUUAACUUCUAAAUCACUUUAGUAUAUGUGUAAAUCAACAGAGAAGGCUGCACUUUGUGUAAUUUGGCAGUGGUUUUCCUAAUCAAGCAAAUACUUAAUACUGGGACACUUACUUGUUAAAACUUUGCUUGUUAAUUAUAGCUUUUUUCCUAGUGAGUUAUUAAUAUAGUAAUUCUUACAGACUUCCCAGAAGAGGUUUUUCUUGUUCAGUGACAAAUAGUAGUGUGUGAGCUACUUAAUGCACAUAGUUGGGAUGAGUAUUUUGACUACUGCUACAAUCUUCCCUAUUGGUCUCUUGUAGAAUCUUCUCUUGGCACAGGUAAAAACAUGCUAUAUGUUUGCAGAACAAAUUGUGGAGCUUAUUGAGAGGGUGCUGAAGUUUGUAUGUAUAUAUAAGGUGCAGUGUUGAUCUGGUAACUGAAUUCUCUCAUGUGGUUUGAAAUCUUUUACCCCUCUUGCUGCUGUUUUUAUGCAUUUUAUCAGAUGCCUUUUCAGCUUCUAGCUCAGCAGUGGAGGAAAUUGCUUCUGGGCAGCUUUGGGCUUCAUGGUUAGAAAUUCUCCAGUACUGAAACCCCUCCUGAUUGCAGUGCGCUUCCAGACACGAGACAGUAACCAAAUGCUUCUGGGUGGAGAGAAAGCUGGGACUAGCUGUUGUGCUCUUAAAUGCCCAAGGAACAAACCCACAGACAGUGCUGUAGCAAUGUUUAUGGUGGUUUCUUUUCAGGUACCUUUCGGCUUGUUACGAAGAGCAGCUAUGGAGAAGUGGAGCUUAAUGACAAUCACUGUUUUACUGGCACUUACUGUACGCUGGACUGUGUCGCUCAGUUCUUACUCAGGUGCAGGAAAACCACCUAUGUAUGGAGACUACGAAGCUCAGAGGCACUGGCAAGAAGUUACUUACAAUUUGCCCGUCAGGCAGUGGUACUUCAAUACAACUGAUAACAACCUGCUGUACUGGGGCCUGGAUUAUCCGCCUCUUACUGCCUACCACAGUCUUGUAUGUGCUUACAUUGCAAAGUUAAUAAAUCCUGAUUGGAUUGCCCUGCACACAUCUCGGGGGUAUGAGAGUCAGCCACAUAAGUUAUUUAUGCGUACAACAGUGCUUGUUGCUGAUUUGCUGGUUUAUAUUCCUGCAGUUAUUUUAUAUUGUUUUUCCUUGAAAGAAACAUCUACUAAAAAGAAGGUUUCCAGUGCUCUCUGCAUACUGCUUUAUCCGGGCCUCAUUCUUAUUGACCAUGGACACUUCCAAUACAACUCAGUGAGCCUGGGCCUUGCCCUGUGGGGUGUACUUUGUUUGUCUUAUGACUGGGACCUGUUGGGCUCAGUGGCCUUUUGCUUGGCUUUAAAUUACAAGCAAAUGGAACUCUACCAUUCUCUGCCCUUUUUCUGCUAUUUGCUUGGCAAGUGCUUCAAGAAGGGACUGAAAGGAAAGGGAUUAGUAUUGCUAACUAAGAUAGCAGGGACAGUGGUGGUUUCCUUCGCUAUCUGCUGGCUCCCGUUCUGUACCGACAUGGAACAAAUCAUGCAAGUACUCAGAAGACUCUUUCCCAUUGACCGAGGCUUGUUUGAGGAUAAAGUAGCCAAUAUUUGGUACAGUCUAAGUGUCCUUAUAAAGAUAAAGAACAUAAUAUCACCUCAAACUCAACUAAAACUCAGUUUUGCUGUAACGUUCCUGAGCCUGCUGCCUGCUUGUGUAAAGCUCACAGCCCAGCCUUCUCUGCGAGGAUUUAAGUUUGCUUUGGUUAGUUGUGCAUUGUCAUUUUUCCUGUUCUCCUUCCAAGUACAUGAAAAAUCUAUUCUUCUAGUGUCAGUACCAGUCUGCUUAAUCAUAAAUGAAAUCCCUUUUAUGGCCACGUGGUUUUUACUCGUGUCAACUUUCAGCAUGCUGCCUCUGCUGCUGAAAGAUGGCCUGCUGCUGGCCUACACCGUGACCAUGCUGGCUUUCCUGUCAGUCUGCACCACUUCCUUUUCCAUAUUUGAGAAGACUUCAGCAGAGGACCUGCAGCUGAAGCAGUUCUCCCUUUCCCUGAAGGGCUACGUUUCUUGGUUCAAGUCCUUUCCCAAGAUUGUCAGGAUGCUGUUCCUUGUGUCCAUAACCCUGAUGGCUGUCUUGUCUGUGAUGAGUGCCAUGGUGCAUCCCCCACAGAGGUUACCGGAUUUAUUCCCUUUAGCUGUGUCUGUUAUUUCUUGCUUACAUUUUAUACUAUUUUUGGUGUAUUUUAAUGUUGUUAUUCUCUGGGACUCAAAGAACAGUAAAAGUCAGAAGAAAAUCAGUUAAUGAACCUGUGAAGAUUGAGGACUAAACUGUGAAAGGACAGAGUAUUCUCCAUGAGCAGUGUUUGGCACUGCAGGUAAACCUGCUCGUGCUGUAAUACAAUUCCUGUAUCCUAAUGAAAAUCAGGAAACACAUCAUGAGUAUUGAAACACAAAGUAAUCAAGGACUUUCAAAAGAAGGACUGUUUGGAAGAGCAUUUGGAAAUGUGAUUUGGUGUUGUCUGCAGAAGUGUAAUACUUUUUGUUACCAUUUGUAAACUUAAACUCCCUAAUAAAGGACCAAAUUUUGCGUUAA